Molecule: messenger RNA, 2133 nt
Organism: Cornus florida
Lineage: Eukaryota; Viridiplantae; Streptophyta; Magnoliopsida; Cornales; Cornaceae
Product: cytochrome P450 714C2-like
Exons: 5
Coding region: 406-1956 (516 amino acids)
Molecular function (GO): oxidoreductase activity, acting on paired donors, with incorporation or reduction of molecular oxygen; iron ion binding; monooxygenase activity
Source: RefSeq, a predicted model, not a curated record
UGCAGAUGACUCGAUAAUAUAGGGAGUUAGUACCUCGAGUGAAUUUUGAAGUGACAGACUUUGACUUUAUGUAUCUAUUAAUUUAACUUUUAAUACUUGUAACCUUUGUUUUAAAAAGAAAAAGAAAAAGAAAAAAAAAGGGGUACAUAGGUGUGUAUAAUGGAGUUUCAAAUAAUCCGAAAUUUUCUUACCAAAUAUAAUAAACUCCUAGUACAAUAUUUCCAUAGUCUUUCAAGUUUCAGCUAUUAUUAUAGAGAGUGACAUAAUGGAAUAAAAUAUCAUACAACACCAACUAUAUAAAGGCCUUGGAGGUGGGAAGAUGAGAAAGCCAAGUCUCCCCAAUAAAAAAGAAGUUGUGUAGUGCGUGAGGAGACAGCUUUAUUGUAAAGAAACAGAGUUUUGGCCAUGGAAGUCCAUACCCUAGUGAAGAUGUUCAUUUCACUUGGUUUAGUUGCUGCAGUAGGAUUGUUUGUACGUUUGUACAAUUCACUGGUGGCGAAGCCAGGGAGGCUCCGGUCGAUGCUGAGGAAGCAGGGGAUCAGUGGGCCGCCACCAACCUUUCUACUUGGGAACAACAGGGAGAUCACGAAGGCCCGAAAUGGUCCUGAAAACGCUUGGGCCACCAGCGCCGAACCCCCGGUCUACCACAACUGCGCGGCUGCUCUCUUUCCCUUCUUUGAGCAAUGGAGGAAGCAAUAUGGUGAAGUAUUUAUGUUUUCACUUGGUAAUACACAAAUAGUACAUGUGAAUGAGCCCGAUACAGUGAGAGAGAUAACAACAUGCACAUCCUUGGACAUGGGAAAACCUUCAUAUCAACACAAAGAACGUGGUGCUUUGCUUGGCCAGGGAAUACUAACUUCUAAUGGAGCUGUAUGGGCUCAUCAGAGAAGAAUCCUUGCUCCUGAACUAUACAUGGAUAAGGUUAAGGGAAUGAUGAACCUUAUAACCGAGUCCACAAUUACACUCUUAAACUCGUGGAAGAGUAGAAUUGAAGCUGAAGGUGGAAUCGCAGACAUAAAAAUCGACCAGGACAUGAGAAGCUUCUCGGGAGACGUAAUAUCGAGAGCUUGUUUUGGGAGCAACUUUUCUAAGGGGGAGGAGAUUUUUAAAAGGCUUAGAGCUCUCCAAGAAGCUGGAUCCAAGAAAGUCUUGUCUAUUGGAAUCCCUGGCAUGAGGCAUCUUCCUACCAAGAGCAAUAGGGAGGCAUGGGCAUUGGAGAAGGAGGUCCGCACAUUGAUCCUACAGUUAGUGAAAGAGAGGAAGGAAAUUGGAUACCAGAAGGACCUAUUGCAAAUGGUUCUUGAAGGUGCUGAGAAUAGUGACUUGAGCCAAGAUGCAAUUGAUCGGUUCAUUGUUGACAACUGCAAGAAUAUAUAUUUGGCUGGGUAUGAGACCACUGCAGUUUCAGCAACAUGGUGCCUUGUGCUUUUGGCUGCAAAUCAAGAAUGGCAAGCCCGUGUUCGCGCUGAGGUUCUUGAGGUUUGCGGGGGGAAAAUCCCAAACGCUGAUAUGGUUCCGAAGAUGAAACAGCUAACAAUGGUGAUUAAUGAAUCCUUGCGCCUUUAUCCUCCGGCACCUGUAGUCUCAAGGGAGGCCUUGAAGGACAUGAAAUUCAGGAACAUACAAAUCCCACAGGGUGUCAAUGUGUGGACAAUGGUGGUGACAUUGCACACUGACCCAGAAAAUUGGGGUCCUGAUGCCUAUAAGUUCAAUCCAGACAGGUUUGUGAAUGGCAUCACAGGUGCAUGCAAGCUCCCCCACUUGUACAUGCCAUUUGGGGUCGGACCCCGGGUGUGUCUUGGACAGAAUUUGGCCAAGGUUGAACUCAAGAUCCUGAUUGCUCUCAUUUUGUCGAACUUCUCCUUCUCCCUGUCUCCCAAGUACGUCCAUACACCGGCGCUUCAUUUGAAUAUAGAACCCAAAUAUGGAGUAAAUCUCUUGUUGAAGAAGCUGUGAGCUGAUGAGAUCGAAGUGAAGUUGUUUUUCCAAUUUUAAGUCUAGAUAUUGUUAUUUCCAUUUCUUGUUCCAGUGUUUGUUAAUUUUAGUCAUAUUGUAUAUUUAUUUUAGAAGUAUAAAAAUGGAUAUGAAUUUCUUGUUCUUCGAAAUUGGGUGUUAGAACUAAUGGGCGAAUGA